UUUUUUUUUUUCUUUCUGUUCUAACUCGAAAAGCCUUGUGGUGGAACAUCUGCUUGACCUCAUUGGAAGGAUGAAAGCGCCACAAAGGGACUCGGUAUGAAUGGAAAAGACCCGUCAACGUAUUCCAGGCACUCUGAGCACACACUAAAAACAGCUCUCAUCUCUACGAAUCCAGAGCUUGUGACACAGUAUAAGAAGUUGGGUGCUGGGGAACGGCGGCUAAUGAAUGAAGCCUUCCAGCCAUCCAGAAAUCUCUUUGGACCCAUCAUUGUGCAUUCACAGUCGGAUUGGAUCAUCUCACACCCUGAAGAUCCACAAGAUUUUGAGCAGUUUUUCACCGAUCGCUUCAGAAAAGCGCCCUGUCCAAAAAAACAUGUUAUCUAUCUACAGUCCAUUGGCUCUCUAGGCAACACCAGAGUUAUCAGGGAAGAGUAUAUUAAAUGGCUCAAGGGCUACUGUGAAGCAUUUUUCUAUGGUUUGACCGUACGAUUCUUAGACCCAGUGCCAGUCUCGGCAACGAAGUGUUCCUUUAGAGUGAACGAGCAUACACAAAACCUACAGAUCCAUGCAGGGCAUAUCCUGGCAUUCUUGAAAAAGAAGAAACCCAAAGAUGCCUUCUGUAUCGUGGGGAUAACAAUGAUUGAUCUCUACCCACGGGACUCCUGGAAUUUUGUCUUUGGACAGGCCUCUUUGACAGAUGGUGUAGGGAUAUUCAGCUUCGCCAGGUACGACAAGGAUUUCUCCAGCUCACGGUAUGAAGGCAGAGUGAAGAAGCCCACUCGAACAUCUUCCAGUGACUACACCAUUUUUGAUAACUAUUACAAUCCUGAGAUCACUAGUAUUUUGCUGUGGCGAUCCUGUAAGACUUUAACCCAUGAGAUAGGACACAUAUUUGGACUUCGACACUGCCAGUGGCUCGCGUGCUUAAUGCAAGGCUCCAAUCACUUGGAAGAGUCUGACCGGCGUCCUCUGAGCCUUUGCCCUAUCUGCUUACGCAAGCUGCAGAGUGCUAUUGGCUUCAGUAUUAUAGAAAGAUACAAAGCACUGCUGAGGUGGAUUGAUGAUCAGUCUAAUGACAUAAUAGGAGCAACUCCAAGUUCUGACCAUGUGAAUUUGCCGAAACCUGUGGAAGCUUUUAAGGAUUGGAGAGAAUGGAUAAUAAAAUGUAUUGCUGUUCUGGAAGAAUAAGGGCUUUCAGAUAGGAGUAACCAAAAUAAAUACUGGCACACUA
Messenger RNA from Phodopus roborovskii (desert hamster), 1231 nucleotides. RefSeq names its product archaelysin family metallopeptidase 2 (gene Amz2). Gene Ontology annotation, biological process: proteolysis. NCBI's taxonomy places the organism in Eukaryota, Metazoa, Chordata, Mammalia, Rodentia, Cricetidae. Bases 97 to 1188 code for a protein of 363 amino acids. Gene Ontology annotation, molecular function: metallopeptidase activity. The record is from RefSeq and is a predicted model, not a curated record. The transcript is spliced from 7 exons.